This is a messenger RNA of Trichobilharzia szidati, 1542 nucleotides long. The record is from the annotation of a GenBank genome assembly. NCBI's taxonomy places the organism in Eukaryota, Metazoa, Platyhelminthes, Trematoda, Strigeidida, Schistosomatidae.
UUAGUCGAAAUAUGGUUUUAAAACUAUGUGAACGAGACGUAUUUAUUAUUACUUACAAGUAAUGGGACGAAGAAAAAUAGAAGUUCGAAAAAUUGAAGAUAAAAACAAGUGUGUGGCCACUUUUCGUAAACGUCGUGAUGGUCUUUUUAAGAAAGCGCUUGAAUUACAUCGUCUUACCGGUGCUGAAAUUAUGCUUACAUUAAACAAGGCAGCAGCAGCAACAGGCGGCAGCAGCAGUGGCAGCGGCAGUAGUAGUAGUGGUGUGCCUAACACUUUUCAUUAUACUAAACAUUUUCAAUUUAAGGCGUGUGGAUCUCAUCUACCCCAAGGUUGUAGUGAAAGCAAUUGUUCAUCUAAAUUAAACAAUAAUAAUAAUAACAACGGCUGUAAAACAAAUCAAAAGAAUACAACACCCCAUGAUACAGUCUUCUCCUCUUCUUCCACCUGUUCAAAUAUAGACAGAUUAAAUUCCUUCCCUGCAAUUGAUUCAAUGAACUAUACAAAAGCUAAAUGCUGCAAAGCUGUCAAAUUAACUAAUGAAGAAAGAAUGGCUAAUCUACGAUAUUUAAUUGUUGAUGAAUUAUUCAAACGUGCCCUGACUCGAUUUCGUUCUCUGUCUAAAGUAUCCAGUUUAACAAAGAAGGAAUCACUCAUCAGUCCAGUUUAUAGUAAUACUAGUUGGACUAUGUUAAGUCCAUCAAGUAUUAUUCCUACUCGAAAAAUUUCCUCCUGCCAGCUUGUUAAUUCACCAGAUAAAGUGUUACAUGAAAAUAAUACUUCAUCGACAAGUAGAGCAAUUCAGACGCACACCGACUCCUCAUUGCUUGAUGAACCCGGUCAAUCGUUACAGCUAGUCUAUGCAUCCAGUGAUUUCCCUUAUUCACCGAAUACAGAUUGUCUUCAGAAAGAAUUUAACUCGAGUCCAUUGAGUCAAAUUUUAGAGUUCAUUGAUGAGAAUAUCUAUAACAAUGCUAUUACAGUGACUCCUGUUCCUCCCACUGCUGAUACCACCACAACUCCUCCUCCUGCUGCUGCUAAUACUACUACUAAUAAUGAUGAUGACAGCACACGAGAAUACUUAGAUUUAGAUGAAGUUCAACAGUCACGUUAUCACACUGGCCUACAAACACCGAAUAUUAUUUGUUAUCUAGAUGAAUCGAUCAAUUAUUAUCCAAUCAUCAAUAGUAGUAGUGGUGAUCCGGUAGACGAGAUCAACGCACACCGUGGUGAUGAACAUCCCACUCAUCGUCAUCGUUAUCAUCAUGAUAAUGAUAAUGACCUUGUGAUAGAGGAAUUAUUGUAAUUUAUGCAUAAUCUGUAUUCUUUUUUUAACCUUAGGUUUUAUCUGUUAAGCCUUAUAUAUAUACAAGCACACACACAAUAUCUAUAUAUUUCAUCAUGGCACCAUACACAUUAUAUACAUAUAUGCAUUUAUAGAGUAUAUUCACCCAUCUAUUGGUGUUGUGUUGUCUCUCUGUCCUUCUCUCCUUGUACUGCUAUCACCACUUGAUUUUGUUUGAGUUUUUGAUUUUUUUUCUAAAG